AUGGCAAGCUCACAAGGAAAGGUCGUAUCUGGGAAGGAGGUUGCGCAACACAACUCGCGCGAAAGCUGCUGGAUCAUUGUCCACGGCAAGGUAUACGAUGUGACGGACUUCUUGGAUGAUCACCCUGGUGGAAGCAAGAUUAUUCUGAAGUACGCGGGGAAGGACGCAACUGCGGAAUACGACCCUAUCCACCCGCCAGAUGCUAUCGAAACACACCUCCCCAAAGAGAAGCACCUCGGCGCUGUCGACCCCGAAACCGUCCUCAAAGUCGAGGUCAAGGUUACCGACCAGGAGAAGGCGCGCCUGGAGCGGAUGGCGAACCGCCCACCACUCUCCGAGAUCCUCAACCUGCACGACUUCGAGGCUAUCGCGCGCGAGGUGAUGCCAGAGAAGGCGUGGGCGUACUACAGCUCUGCAGCGGAAGACGAGAUUACGAACAGGGAGAACCACAGCGCUUACCACAGGAUAUGGUGGCGGCCGCGCAUCCUACGAGAUGUCACGAACGUGGACUUUGCGACGAAGAUUCUUGGAUACGAUACCAAGCUGCCUCUGUAUAUCUCGGCAACCGCGUUAGGGAAGUUAGGCCAUCCUGAUGGCGAGCUGAACCUGACCAGGGCCGCGGCGAAGCACGGCAUCAUCCAAAUGAUCCCGACCCUUGCGUCAUGUUCCUUUGACGAAAUCGUGGAUAACGCGAAACCUGGCCAAGUGCAAUUCCUCCAGCUAUAUGUCAACAAGGAACGCGAGAUUACCAAGAAGUUUGUGCAACAUGCGGAGAAGCGCGGCAUCAAGGCCCUUUUUAUCACCGUCGACGCCCCUCAACUCGGUCGCCGCGAGAAGGACAUGCGCCAGAAAUUUGACGCGGAGGACCCGGCGGAAGUCACGGAGAACAAGCAGCAGGACAAGGUCGACCGCUCACAGGGCGCUGCGCGUGCUAUCAGCUCGUUCAUUGACCCCGGCCUGGACUGGAAAGACAUUCCUUGGUUCCAGAGCAUCACGAAGAUGCCCCUCAUCCUCAAGGGUGUUCAGUGCUGGGAGGACGCGCUCCAAGCCUACGAUGCGGGUCUCGCUGGCGUCGUCCUCUCCAACCACGGCGGGCGGCAGCUGGACUUCUCGCGUUCUGGUGUUGAGGUGCUCACGGAGGUCACGCGCGAGCUCGGGAAGCAGCGUGGACUCAAGUUCCCGAACGAGAAGUUCCAGCUGUUCGUCGACGGAGGCGUCCGCCGUGCGAACGACGUCCUCAAGGCCGUUGCGCUCGGGGCGACUGCAGUCGGCGUCGGGCGGCCAUUCCUCUACGCGUUCUCAUCGUAUGGCUUUGAGGGUGUGGACCAUGCGCUGGACAUUCUGGAAGACGAGUUCGAGAUGAACAUGCGCCUGCUUGGUGCGCGCAACCUGAAGGAGAUCAUUCCUGCAAUGGUCGACGCCUCCUCACUGCAUUCGCACGUCGUCGCUGUCCCGGGUGACAGACUGUACGACUCCAACUACGAGGGCAUGCAGCACGCUCGCCUGCGGGAGGUCAAGUCGAAGAUUUGA
Messenger RNA from Trametes versicolor FP-101664 SS1, 1530 nucleotides. RefSeq lists its product as uncharacterized. Gene Ontology annotation, molecular function: L-lactate dehydrogenase (cytochrome) activity; heme binding. Gene Ontology annotation, biological process: lactate metabolic process. The coding region runs from base 1 to 1530 and encodes 509 amino acids. NCBI's taxonomy places the organism in Eukaryota, Fungi, Basidiomycota, Agaricomycetes, Polyporales, Polyporaceae. The record is from RefSeq and is a predicted model, not a curated record. The transcript has 18 exons.